AUGGAGGCAGGGCGCCACUACGAGGUACUGUGCAUUGCCAACUUCAGCUCUGCCGAGGAGGUGCGCCUAGCGUACAAGUCGCUUGCCCUCAAGUACCACCCCGACAAGAACUUGGGCGACCCGACAGCGGCGGAGCGCUUCCGCGCAGUGUGCCGCGCUUACGAAGUGCUUUCAAGUGAAGAGACGAAAGGCAAGUACGACCUCGCGCUGCGUGCUGCCCUAUCCGAGUAUGGCCAGCGCGCUGGUAGCAAAACCGGCGGCCACGGAGGCGCCAAUCCGUACUCCAUGAAGGCCCCCUCUAUGUCGGAUAUUUACAGAGAUCUGUACCAGCGACAAGCCGCGCGGGCUAGCACACGGAACCGCACCUCGUCGGCGCCGCCGCAAAGUGGCAAGGCAUCUACCUCGCAGUACACCAAGGCGCAGCAGGAGCAUUUUCGCAAGCGAGAGAGGGAGCGGCAACAGGAGCUGCGCCGUCAGAGGGAGAGGGAGAGGAAGGAGCAGCGUGAUCGAGAGCGGGAGGCGCUGCGCAGGGAGCAAGAGCGGCAAGAAGAGCUGCUUCAGCAGCGGUGGCGCCUGCAGCAGCAGCAACAGAAGGUGUACCCCACGCGUGGAUCAACACGCAUCACAACCACAGCUGCCGCUGCAUCACCGUCGACCGGCACAACUAGCGACUCCACAGCCCACAUCGACGACGGUAACGGCAUCUCACCUCGCAUGCAGCGCGUAUCCCCACGCGUGAAGACGGAAGGGGUGCGUAGCGGCAUUGAAAGCCAUGCGCCGAACACGGUGCUCCUUGGCACGCCGGCGCGGCUGGCAAUGUUGGCCCGCAACGGAGUCGCUACCGCACUGCGCACGUUCCGGACGUGCUCGCCAUUAUCUCUGUCGCCACGGCCGUCCGCCAAGCCUCGCUCUGCCGAGGCCGGCGCGCCUGAUGAGCCGUCGUCGUCAUUCGCGUGGCGGGAGGAGGAGACGACGGACGUUGACGCGGUGGAGGGUGAGUUGUCUACAGGCUGGCACACGCCCCUCAACGCACUCGAGAACAGCGGUGACCUGGAGGAGGGAGCGGCGCCCUCCAGCAGUUACAGCAGCUGUGCCGGCUCACCUAUUGCUGCCGAGGAGCAGGUGAUGGCGCAGUCGGCAAGCGUACCUCGGGACUUCUGCAGGGGGAGCGCGCCGCUUUCGCGACCUGCAUCUGGCGUUGCAAGCGCCAGUGGUGUAGAUGCACGGCCGGCGGCGUCCGCUCAGCCGAGCACUCGCAACACGCACACCACGUCGGAGGACGGUAGCGAAGAUGGCACUGCAGCUGGCUGCGGACACGACAGUCAUCGUACGCCGUCCUCGUACCGUCUGGGGACGCGCAACACGACUGUGAACCGAGUCACGGUGCCGUCCGCGUCUCCCACGUCCACAACGCCACGCCACUGGGGAACGCCUCGCAGCUUCACAAACUUCCACGGAGCAGCGUCAGCGUCAGCGUCAUCGGCUUCCUUGGCAGCGUCGCCGUGGAGUCAGACAAUCACUCCGCAUUGUAGCAGCAGUGCACAUGUGGCCGCGAACGGCCGCAGUCAUAGCUUGUCUGCCGGGACAGCAUCGACCAGGGCCAGAGCGAGUCACACCUUGCCCAAGAGCAGCAGCAUCAACGGCGCCACCCGCCACAGCAGCCCCCUUCAUGCCUCCUUCCUUCACCGAGUGCGUCCCAUAUCCAGUUUGGCGGACAAGGACAAAGAGGUGCUAGACAAGAGGCGGCGAGAGCGACUGGCGAAGGAGAAGGAGAGGCAGCGGUCAGCUCGACUCGCUGAGGAGGAGCGCCAGUUCCGUCGACUCGCUCGCGCGGCAAAGUAUCAUCGUGAGAACGCUGCCGCCACCUCUGCCGCCGCAGCAGCAGAGGAGCCGCUGCCCUUUGAGAAAGAGCUGGAGUACCUCCUGCAUGACGAGGCGAGUGAGCGGGAGCAGCUGAUCGAGCGAGAGGAACAGCUCGCGUGGCGCCGCCUACAUCGCCAACAAGCGAAAGUUAUUCAGGCUGUCCUGGUGCGACGCCGCCUCGCCGCGGCCACGACGGAGGAGAUGGCGUGGCGCAACGGUUUGCUGCAAGCGUGCCGGGUAGAGCGCGACCGCUACUUCUUGUGCUUCUACGAGCGACUCGACCGCCUGUAUCUUGAGGGCCGCGAGGGGCGUGAUAGGCGUCAGUUGGUUGAGCGUGAGGCAGCUGACAGGUACCAUGUACGUCGGGCCUCGCAGCGACGCUUCUCUAUGGCAACUGAGGAGGCGUCGCAGCGGCACCAGUUCUCCGGUAGCGCCAUGCAGGCGGUUCUUGGCCAGGGCAUCCCGGUCGCAGAGGCGGUAGAUCGCGCUUCCGCCCUCACCGCGGAGGCAAAGACUCGCCACAGCACUUUCUCCAGCGUUUACGAUGAUGCUGCUCAGUUCGAGCAUCGGUGUGAUGUCGGCGUGAGGCUCACGGAGAACCAUCCGUGGCAUCAGCAACAUUCGGAACACCAGCAGCAGCACCCGGACGAGUGGCUGCCCCCCGCGACACUCGCCGCUCAGACCACUAGUGCACUGAACGUGAAGAGAGGCUGCGCCAAGAGCGCUGCCAGCUCCACUGCCGUGACGGAUAUCUCUACGACUGGGUAUCCGGAGUCUUUCCUUUCGGCGACCGGCACGCCGAAGGCGGCGUCCGCGAUGGCGGACAGGCUGUCGGGCAGUAGUGCCUUCGCAAAGGCAUCUGAGCAAGCGAGUCCGUACGUAUCCUCCAAGAAAUACAGCUCGGUAGCCUCCUCGAACAGCACAGAUUCCCCUGCCAUCACCUUCACCACCUCCAGCAAUGGCGAGACAAAGAUGUGGCUGACUGGAGCGGAGCGGCGCCUACUGAUGCUCGUCAGAGACGAGUCUCGCCAACGUAGUCUGCUUGUGAAGCAGCAGCAGCGAGAGGAGGUGGCGCUGCGUCGUCGGCGCGCCACGGCCCUACACUGUGUCUUUGCCAAGGAGAAGGAAAGUUCUGUCAAGCGUGCGCAGCGUUGUGCCCUGGUGGAGGUAACUGCGCUCAAGGCGCAGCUACGGACGUUGCAGCGGCAAACGAGACCCUCCUUGUCUCCACGCAGCAUCGAGGACGGCUCCUCUGCCGCAGCCACCAGCGCAGCUUCCGGUUCCCCUGCCAAUUCCGUAUCCGUAUCGUCGAGGAUGGAGUCCUUGGCAGUGUCGCGUCAUGGCUCGCCACUGCCUUUGCUGCCUCAGCCCACCUCCGAAGCCGCUGCCGCAGCGUGUGCAUCAUCGCCCAACACGGCGCGUGCGCUUUCGGUUGCGAGUAUCUUCACGACCGCGGCGGCGCUGAGCGGCUGGACGGCAUUGCCAGACUCAGAUGGGGAGGAGGAUUAG
Leishmania mexicana MHOM/GT/2001/U1103 is the source of this 3372-nucleotide messenger RNA. Its product is annotated as putative chaperone DNAJ protein. NCBI's taxonomy places the organism in Eukaryota, Euglenozoa, Kinetoplastea, Trypanosomatida, Trypanosomatidae. The transcript has a single exon. The record is from RefSeq and is a predicted model, not a curated record. The coding region runs from base 1 to 3372 and encodes 1123 amino acids.